This is a messenger RNA of Sorex araneus (European shrew), 2111 nucleotides long. RefSeq names its product fibronectin type III and ankyrin repeat domains 1 (gene FANK1). Gene Ontology annotation, molecular function: protein binding. Lineage: Eukaryota; Metazoa; Chordata; Mammalia; Eulipotyphla; Soricidae. Gene Ontology annotation, cellular component: nucleus. The transcript is spliced from 12 exons. The coding region runs from base 64 to 1209 and encodes 381 amino acids. Gene Ontology annotation, biological process: regulation of apoptotic process. The record is from RefSeq and is a predicted model, not a curated record.
GCGUUAGCAGGGCCGGCGGCGGCGCCGGGGGCUCGGCCCGUGCGGGGCCCGCAGCGGCUGACCAUGGAGCCCCAGAUGCAGACCAGCGCCGGCCCACUCGGGGGGCAAGGCUGCUCGCAGGCCCCGCUGGCCUCGGAGUCAUCGGCCGACACUGCAGAAAUCUCACCACCCUCGAGGCCUCAUCCACCCGUUGUGGGCAAAGUGACCCACCACAGCAUCGAGCUGUACUGGGGCCUGGACGAGAAGGCCAGGCGGCAGGGACCCCAGGACCAGUGGCUCCGGUACUCCAUCGAAGAAGAAGACCCCAAAACGCACACUUACGGUAUCAUCUAUACGGGCUACUCGACGAAGCACGUGGUGGAGGGCCUGGAGCCGCGCACGGUGUACAGGUUCCGGCUGCGAGUGACCAGCCCCUCGGGGCAGUGCGAGUACAGCCCCGUGGUCUCCGUGUCCACCACCAGAGAGCCCAUCAGCAGCGAGCACUUCCACCGCGCCGUCAGUGUGAACGAUGAGGACUUGCUGGUCCGGAUGCUCCAAGGAGGCAACAUCCAGGUCGACGUGCCCAAUAAGUUUGGCUUCACGGCUCUCAUGGUUGCCGCGCAGAAAGGUUACACCAGCCUCGUGAAGAUCCUGCUUUCGAAUGGAACAGACGUGAACAUAAAGAACGGAAGCGGUAAGGACAGCCUGAUGCUCGCCUGCUACUCGGGCCACCUGGACGUGGUGAAGUGCCUGCGGAAAAGCGGGGCCUCCUGGGAGGCCCGGGACCUCGGGGGCUGCACCGCGCUGCACUGGGCGGCCGACGGCGGCCACUGCCACGUCAUCGAGUGGAUGCUCAGCGACGGCUGCGAGGUGGACAGCACGGACACGGGGUCGGGCUGGACGCCGCUCAUGCGGGUCUCGGCCGUGUCGGGGAACCAGAAGGUGGCCUCCCUGCUCAUCGAGGCCGGGGCCGACGUGAACAUGAAGGACAAAGACGGGAAGACGCCCCUGAUGGUGGCCGUCCUGAACAACCACGAGGAGCUCGUCCAGCUGCUGCUCGACAAAGGGGCAGACGCGAGCGUCAAAAACGAGUUUGGCAAAGGUGUCCUGGACAUGGCCAGAGUGUUCGACAGACAGAACGUCGUGUCGCUGCUGGAGGAGAGGAGGAAGCAGCUGCCCAAGAAGCCGCCCCUCUGCCGCCCCGGGAAGCCGGGCUCCGCCGAGGCCUAGGUCGCCCGCCGGCCUGGGUCAGGCCCCGCUCUGAAAUACAGCCUUUAACCUUUCACCUUUCACCUGUCGUCACUGUCGGGGACUGAGACGGCAGGCGGCCGAGCGCUGCACGGACAAGCCGCCCGCACACGCGUCCCGCCUCGGUCCCGGCCCUCCCAUCCCCCGGGCCCCGGAGCUGGGCGCCGCCGUCCCCUGUGGUCACCCAGGGCCUCCGGGGAGCUCAGGGCCGGUCUGGGUGCCAGGUUGACCACACCGCCCGCCUCCGGGGAGGACCCGCCCCCGCUGCCCCCAUCGGGGAGGGUGGGCGAAGGGGCAGCAGCAGAGGGCCGGGAGCGACCCCUGCGCGCGGCCUGGGCAGCCCAGCCGCGCCCCCCGGCAUUUCACUCUGGCCCGGGGCCCUCGCUGCCGGCGCGGGCCUCGGCCCCUUUAAGACUGAGUUCUAGAACCUUCUAGACCCAUGCUCCGGGCCUGCGGCCCUGUCGUGGGGAAGAGGGUGUCGGCCCGUCACCUGCCCGCGGGGCCGCGCUGGGCGUGUGUGGGGUGCAGGCACGCGUUUCGGGGGUCCCCCGCCCUCCGCACCCGCACCCCUGCACCACGGCUGGGCCCUGGGAGAAGACGUGCAUUGCCCGUGACGUGAGGAGGAAGAGACGGAUCUGACUGUGCUGCCGGCGUGCCCGGGCACCUCUGGGCACCCGCCGGGCAUUUCUGCAGGGCCCGGGAGCUGCAGGUUGGGGGCGCCGGGCUCGAGGGACGGGAGAUCUCGGGGCCGCAGCGGGGGCCGCAGGGGGGCCCCCCCUUCCUCCCUCGCGGCUUUCGAUGCUGCAUUAACUGGCUUUGCGUUUUCCCGAAGAAGCGAUUCGUGAUUCUCGUCUACUUUCCUUAAUUUAUCCUAUUUAUUUUCG